This is a messenger RNA of Labrus bergylta (ballan wrasse), 1721 nucleotides long. RefSeq names its product creatine kinase, mitochondrial 2a (sarcomeric) (gene ckmt2a). Gene Ontology annotation, molecular function: creatine kinase activity. NCBI's taxonomy places the organism in Eukaryota, Metazoa, Chordata, Actinopteri, Labriformes, Labridae. The record is from RefSeq and is a predicted model, not a curated record. Gene Ontology annotation, cellular component: mitochondrion. Gene Ontology annotation, biological process: phosphocreatine biosynthetic process.
CGAGAGGAGAGUGAGAGCUCUUAAACAGGACACCUUCAGAAAGAAGGCAGAGCAGCUUUUCUACAGCUCUUUUGCUUUUGACAAAGACUUAAUCGACUAACGUAAAGAUGGCGGGCCCUUUCACACGUCUAAUCUCUGGCCGCAACACGGCUGUGCUGCUGGCCAGCCUGGGCGCAGGAACGAUGGCUACUGGCUUCUUGAUGACUGAGAACAACUCCCUGGUUGCCGAGGCGAAGAAGAUGCUCUAUCCACCCAGCUCUGAUUUCCCCGACCUGAGGAAACACAACAACUGCAUGGCCGCGGCUCUGACUCCGGCCGUUUACGCCAAACUGAGGGACAAGCUCACCCCCAACAACUGGACCCUGGACCAGUGCAUCCAAACUGGUGUGGACAACCCCGGACACCCGUUCAUCAAGACUGUGGGCUGUGUGGCCGGAGAUGAGGAGAGCUACGAGGUGUUUGCUGAACUCUUUGACCCCAUCAUCAAAGACAGGCACAACGGCUACGACCCCAGAACCAUGACACACCCAACUGACCUGGACGCCUCCAAGGUGUUCACACCAUCACACGACCUGUCACUUCCUGGUUCCUCCGUCCAUCUAUCUGCCGCUCCUACAUGUGUUGAACCAUAUUUUUCUUUCUUUCCUGUUUUUGUCUUCCUCCUUCAGAUCACCAACGGCGUGUUCGACGAGAAGUACGUCCUGUCUUCUCGUGUCCGUACCGGUCGCAGCAUCCGCGGCCUGAGCCUCCCCCCGGCCUGCUCGAGGGCUGAGCGUCGUGAGGUGGAGCGGGUCGUGGUUAUGGCCCUGGCCGGCCUGAAGGGAGACCUGGCCGGACGCUAUUACGGUCUUGGAGACAUGACGGACAAGGAGCAGCAGCAGCUCAUUGACGACCACUUCCUGUUUGACAAACCUGUCUCUCCGUUGUUGACAUGUGCCUUUAUGGCCAGAGACUGGCCAGACGCUAGGGGCAUCUGGCACAACAACGAGAAGACCUUCCUGAUCUGGGUGAACGAGGAGGACCACACCAGAGUCAUCUCCAUGGAGAAGGGAGGAAACAUGAAGAGAGUGUUUGAGAGAUUCUGCAGAGGACUCAAACAGGUGGAGCAGCUGAUCCAGGAGAGAGGCUGGGAGUUCAUGUGGAACGAGCGUCUGGGCUACAUCCUCACAUGUCCCUCUAACCUGGGCACCGGCCUGAGGGCUGGCGUGCACGUCCGCCUGCCAAACCUCAGCAAGGACUCACGUUUCUCCAAAAUCCUCGACAACCUGCGGCUGCAGAAAAGAGGCACAGGAGGAGUGGACACAGCAGCGACAGGAGACACGUUUGACAUUUCCAACAACGACCGUCUGGGCAAAUCUGAGGUGGAGCUGGUGCAGCUCCUGGUCGAUGGUGUCAACUAUCUGAUCGAGUGUGAGAAGAAGCUGGAGAAGGGCCAUGACAUCAAAGUCCCGGCUCCCAUCACUCAGUUCAGGAAAUAAAAUCUGGACUCUUUUGUGAUAUGGAUGUUAGCAGGAGGAGCAGCUCCCUCUGAUACUGACAAGAAUGACAGUCAGUCCACCGCUACAGACGAGGAUGUUUUCUUUAGUCUUCUGGAAAAGGUUGUAAAAUCUUUAGGGUAACCUAAUCUUAGACAUGAUGUGCAGUUAGGGAAGAAAAAUUCUACCUCAAGUUAAGGUCUUCACUGUAACCCUGACUUCAAUAAAACCAAUACUAGUCAAAAC